AAAGAUUCAAGUACUUGAUUCUCUAAUUUGUCUUGUGUUCCUUGGUUUGGUUAUUAUGUACAUUAUUUAUAUUUUUAGGGCCGAGCAAACUAAUGAGCAUAUAUACUAGUCCUGUUCUAAGAAAAGUGCAAGUUUGAAAUGAAGAGGAACCACUUAAACGCACUGUGUUUCGGCUUAAUAGUCGCCACAUUCUACACAUGCCGCAACACUGAGGCGUUGAAAUGCGAUCCUCAUACUGGUCCGAACGGAGUUAGACACUGCAUCAAACUGCCACAAUAUAACGACUUCCAAUGGAGUACUUGUCGUACAGACCUUUACAUCAGAGCAAAGACGGGUGGCAAGCACCACUGCGCACGUCGUGAUAUUACAUAUUGCUAUUAUCAGUGUAUGUUGAAUGUGUAUGGUGAAAACGGUGGUGAUGUUUAUGGAAGCUGCCGUUGCUCCCCAGGUAACAACUAUUAGAAGUAAUACCACCAUAAUAUAAGGGAAAUUAGCAAUCUAUGUAUGCCCCUUCGCAGGUUAGGUGCUGGCCCGCCCAGCAGUGCUGGGCAUGACUCUGGAGAAACGGAAUGACCGGAUAUGCAAUUUUGGACAUCCGGUUAGUUGUGCGAAUGCUGUUGCUCAAACCCCAACACUGAAUUCACGCGGGCGUCAUUAGUUGCAAUUUAAAUAAAGUCGUAAAAUUUAUUGAAAAUCAACCUCGUACACAGGGCCUGCCCGUCCGACUUUCUAUUAGAAAAUCGGACGGGCAGGGCCUGGGUACGAGGUUGGUCGAAAAUUUCAUACUUUUUACAUUGAAAUCAAUUGAAAAAUAUUUAUUUUGUUCUGCUAAAAGUUACAGAGUGAAUGUACACGGGGUGUAUAUAAACUAAGCAUUUUUAUGGAUUUUACCCGGUCAAGAAAUGGUAUCAAGACUUUACAAGAAGGCUACUGACAGAGUUUAUUGGAUAACUGUUGUAUUUUUACUGUUUUAGAAGUUAGAAUGCUCUAGAUUAUUACAUGCUAUAGCUAUUAGAUUAUAGUUUUCAUAAUAUUAAAAUAUCUAGAAUGUUUGAUGAUAGAUCUGUGGCUGGUUAACCUACAUUUUGUUUAUUAAAUACUUUGGUGCCUUGAUGUAUUGAUAGUUAAAAUGAGUAUGAGGGUACUUCUCUCUGUAUCAAUAUCAUUCCUUUGAUUUAACAUUGUGCUUUGUUAAUUUCAUUUUUCAUAUAAACUGUUCCGUGGUUAUAUGUAUUUAAUUUAUUUAACUGAGUCAUAAAAAAUUAUAUUUACAAUUAUUGAUGCUUGAAAAUAACUUAACUAAAUGCAAUUAUAAGACAGUGUUUGAAGUGUUUUUGCUGAUAUAAUAUCAUAACUAUUGGGUUUAACAAUUAACACAGGAUCGUGUCAUCAGGUCCUAUGAUAUACAUACUCAAAAAAAUAGUCUUUUAUCCACACAAAAAUUCUAUGCUCACUAUAUCCAAAUGAAUGGAAACAUUUUCAUAACAUUUUACAUUUUGAAUGUGCAAUAUGUCUGAUAUGAGACUAAGCGGCAGCUACAAAAUUAUUGUCAAGUAGCACCGAUUGACUUAAUAACUUGACUUGCUAUAUAUCAAUCUCAUUUGAUUUAGGAAGCUCAUGAUUUAAUUUAGAUGCAGUUUACUUCUGAAAGAGCUAAAAUCAUGACUAUUUGGAUCAAAUCGAUAAUAGUACAUGGACAUGAAUCACAUGAUUUUUCAAACAGGUCAAAACUAGCUUAUUUUUUAUAUUUAAGGUGGCUCGCUACAGUUUAUAGAAAUGUUGAAAAUGCGUAAACUAGAUCACCUCUUUGAAGAGAUGAUGCUCUUUACAAAUCGAAAUUUGUAUAUUAUAUAUACAGCGACAAUCAAACAAUCGAAAAUUGGUCAGAAAAGUGACGCCAUCACUGUUGCUAUGGCAACAAUGACGAUUCAAGAUGGCCGAUAUUUUGGCUUUGAACGCAUUUUACUUUAAAAAAGGUCGGUGUGAUGUACGGGUUAGAGACGGGGGACUGGGGAGAUUCAAGAUGGCGUGACUGAGUGAAAGCUUAAAUUGUAUAUUGUAUUAAGAUUGAAUAAAACCGUUGAGUUCGAGAAUAUUAUAUUGGCGACGAGGACUAAAAUUGCAACAACAUUUUACUCUGGAAACAUUGUAAUUGAUAAGGGAUACGAUACACGUUGGAUUAGUGUUUUUAUUACGUUUGAAAUUCAGAAAUUGAAAUCCGAAAAUCGAUAAAAUUUUGGGAAUAAUCCAAUGUGGCGACUGCAUUGGAUUUGUCAGGUUUGGGAAAUUUUGAUCCGCAUUCGGAUCCAACUACAUUAUCUGUACGAUGGAAAGAAUGGUUACGGCGCUACGAACGGUUUCUGGUUGCUAUGGAUAUAAAAGAUGAUACUCGGAAACGUGCUCUAUUGCUAUAUGCAGCGGGAAACGAAGUAGAAAAAAUUUUUGCAACGUUGUCUGAGGUAGGGGAAGAAAAAGAUUACAAGAAAGCGGUUGAAAAGCUGAACGAGUAUUUUUUACCUAAGAAAAAUGUGUUACUUGAAACCCAUAAAUUUCGCCAGUUAAAACAAAUAACUGAGGAAACAAUUGAUCAAUAUUGUACCAGGCUUAGACAACAAGCCAUCAUCUGUGAAUUCUCUAACAGUGAAAAUGAGAUUAAAAUCCAGCUUGUUGAAGGAUGUUUAUCAUCGCGAGUGAGAAGAAAAGCCAUUCAGGAUGAUUUAUCAUUAGCAAACAUAUUAGCAUAUGCAAGAUCUCUUGAAAUAACAGAUAAAGCUGUCAAAACAUUAGAAGAAGAUUGUGGGCAUUUAGCUCCCUCCUUGAGUGCGGUUAAUGCUAUACAUAACCAACAAGACAAGUCGAGUCAGUAUCAUGAACGAACGAACAGACAGCCACAUCAAUCAGCAACCCAGUAUCCUACAAGAAAUCGAUACUCCUACCCACUCAAGAAUGCGGGCCGAGAAAAUUCACGUGAGCAGCAACCGAAUGGUAAGAAAAUAUGUUAUAAUUGUGGGGAAAAUUAUUAUGCAGGUCAUCUUAGUGUGUGUAAAGCAAAGGGAAAAUCUUGUUUUUCAUGUGGAAAACAAAAUCAUUUCGCGACUAUGUGCCGUAGUCGUCAAAGGAACAAUAUUCCAGAAAAAGGGGAGAACAUUCAAGCCAUUAAUUGUACUGAAAAGCAAUUAAAUUCCUCUGAUGAAGAUUCAUAUGUUUUUGUUGUUACCCCACCAGUAGAAAAUGAGGUUUCCCCAAAUUCACGAGCAGUUAAAACCAUUCCAGUUAUUAUUGAAAGGGCUCAUGUUAAAAUGAUUGUUGACACUGGGGCAACAACAAACAUUUUAGAUUCCAAAGCAUUUAAUGAAAUCAAAAAGAAAAACCCCAGUUUACAUUUGCAACCAUCAACACACAAAAUUUAUGCCUACAUGCAAUCUCAACCUUUGCCAGUCCUUGGGAAAUUUGAAGGACUUAUUGAGUCAAAACACAGAAUGGCUGUUACAACAUUCCAUGUUGUAAACGGGGACGGUGGGUCAUUACUAAGUUAUUCCACAGCCACAGAGCUUGAUAUUGUGAAAAUGAAUGUGCAUGCUGUUGUUACCCAGUCUAGUUCUACAUCCUACACUGAUCCUCGAGAGGAUCAUAAACAGUUUGGCAAUGAGAACCCAGAAAUUCCUAAGAACCAUCAACCAGACUCACCAAUCAUGUCAAAGUUUAAAAAGGAAUACCCAGCAGUCUUUAAUGGCAUUGGGAAACUAAAGGGUCAUGAAGUACACCUACACCUUAAAGAUAAUGCUAAACCUAUUGUGCAAAAACCCCGAAAGAUACCUUUUCAUCUCCGUAAACAGACAGAAAAUAAACUGAAAGAACUGGAGGAAAGUGAUAUUAUUGAAUUCGUUCCAUCAGGGACACCUACACCUUUUGUAUCAAAUCUUGUUGUUGCACCAAAGCCUAACAAUCCAGCUGAAGUCAGAGUAUGUAUAGACAUGCGACAUAUGAACCCAAUGAUAGAGCGAGAACGUCAUGUUAUCCCUAAUAUUGAGGAACUCUUUGAGGACAUGGCUGGUGCUACAAUGUUUUCAAAAGUGGAUUUGACAGCUGGGUUUCACCAGUUACUUCUUGACGAGGAGUCACGAUCUCUUACCACAGUUCACACCCACAAAGGUCUUAUGCGAUAUAAACGUUUAUGUUUCGGAGUAAAUUCAGCACCAGAGCAGUUCCAAUAUGCUAUUCAACAAACACUCCAAGGACUGGAGGGAGUAAGGAACAUUGCCGAUGAUAUUAUUGUGUGGGGAAAGUCCCAGAAAGAACAUGAUACACACCUUGAAGCUCUCAUGAAAAGAACUCUCAGAAAACAAUCUUACCCUUAAUGUUUCUAAGUGUAAGUUUAAUGUAGACAGCAUUUGGUUCUAUGGUUACACAUUAUCAAAGGAUGGCAUUUCUGCAGACAAAACCAAAAUUGCAGCACUAGUUAACAUGAAAGAGCCAGAAGAUGUUUCCCAGUUGCGCAGCUUCUUGGGAUUGGCAACAUAUUGCGAACGGUUUAUUAAUAACCUGGCAACAAUCACGGCACCAUUACGCGAGUUAACCAACAAAGGCGCUGUUUGGAAAUGGACAGGCAGGCACCAACAGGCAUUCAACAAAGUCAAAGAAGAAAUUGCGAAAGAUUGUACCACUGCUUUUUAUGACCCAUCUAAACGAACUCGAGUAACGGUUGACGCAAGCCCAGUCGGAUUAGGGGCCAUUUUAUCACAGUUUGAUAGGGACGACAACGAGCGAAUUGUUGCGUAUGCAAGCCGUAGUCUCAGCAAGGUUGAACAGCGAUAUUCACAAACUGAAAAAGAGGCGCUUGGAGUUGUUUUUGGUUGUGAGAAAUUUCACAUGUACCUUAUUGGAAUUGAAUUUGAGUUGGAUACGGAUCAUAAACCGCUAGAAGUUAUAUACCAUCCCAAAGCGAAGCCAUCUGCGCGGAUUGAACGAUGGGCUCUCCGGUUACAACAGUACCAAUUUAAACUACGACACCGACCCGGUAAAACCAAUCCAGCUGAUGUACUAUCCCGUAAACCUUUGUCAACACUCGAAAAGAACAGCAUUGCAGAAGAUUAUGUAAAUUUUUUAACCGACCAUCUAGUGCCUAAAUCUAUGAACAGGCAGGAAAUUGAGGAAGCGUGUCAGAAGGAUGCUGAAAUGCAAGCUCUUAUAACGGCUAUUAGAAAAAACCGCUGGCCACGAAAACCAGCUGGUAACACUAACAACAAUAAGAACGAUAAUAACAUCGAUCUAACGCCAUAUCACAGUAUUUGUAACGAACUAACAGUUUCAGAUAACGGUAUCGUACUACGAGGAAACCGACUUGUUAUGCCCAAGAAACUACGAAGCCACACAUUAAAUAUUGCACAUGCGCAACACGAGGGUAUCGUGAAAACUAAAACCUUACUUCGAACAAAAGUAUGGUGGCCGGGAAUAGAUCGCCAGGUUGAAACGCUUAUCGCUUCCUGUAUACACUGUCAAGCUGCAAACAAUUCCAAAAUAUUUGAACCGCUGAAAAUGACCACAAUGCCAUCCAAACCAUGGCAAGUGAUUCAUGGGGAUUUUUGUGGACCAUUCCCCAGUGGGGAUUAUCUUUUAGUGUUAAUGGAUGAACAUUCCCGAUUUCCUGAAGUUGAAAUCAUUCGAUCAACUACAACCGCGGUCACUAUUGGAAAGCUCGAGAAAAUAUUUUCGGUUCAUGGAUUCCCAAUUGAAUUUGUUAGCGAUAAUGGUCCACCUUUUAACGGACAUGAAUUCCACAACUAUUUAGCACGAAAUGGAAUCAAACAUCGAAAGAUUACGCCAUACUGGCCGCAGGCCAAUGCACACGUAGAACGGUUUAUGAGGACUAUUGAAAAAUCAGUUAGAAUUGCUCACUCACAAGGAAAGAAUUGGAAAACGGAACUUUAUCGUUUUCUCCUAGAUUACCGCACAACACCACAUGUUACUACAGGAAUUGCACCGGCAGAUCUACUAUUCAACCGACAAAUACGUAACAGACUUCCAGAUAGCAACGCGAUGAUCCAAGAAGGGAAAGGGGGAAAUCAGGGUAAAACGUCUCCAACUACAAGUCGUGAAGCUGUACUUCAACGCGAUGCCAGGGAGAAAAACAAAAUCAAGGAUCGGGCAGAUAUACGAAACAGAGCUAAAGAACCCCAAUUCCGUAUCGGAGAUUUGGUAUUGUUGAAACAAAGUCAAAGAAAUAAGUUAUAUUUACCUUGGGAUCCAUCACCAUAUCGCGUAACGAGUAUAAAAGGAUCAAAAAUCACGGCCAAACGCCGAGGGGUUACGGUCACACGAAAUUCGUCACAUUUCAAGCGUGUAAUUCCUUACUUGCAAGAAGUGGACGAUCCAUAUUCAAACAGUAGUGAAGAAGAAGAGGAAGAAAUGGCAGCCCAGCAACAACAGGAAGAUCCAGAGAAUGAUAUCGCAAGUGAGUUAUCAGACGAAGAUAUUGAUAAUGCAGAGCAAGACCAGCCGUUAAAUCGAUAUCCAAGGAGAGAAAAUCGAGACAUUCGACCACAAUAUUAUGAAGAAGAAAUCGGUUGAACUGGACUGUAUUAGAUUGAAUAUUUACGUUACUGAAAAACAGUACCCGAUAAGUAAGAACAUUUAUGGUAUUUUAGUAUAGUAUCGGGAAACACUUAAAAACUUCUUAGGUUAAAAUUAAUUGGUUAUUUAUGAUUGUUUGAGUUACGUUUGGUCCAUAAAGAAAAGGGGAGAUGUGAUGUACGGGUUAGAGACGGGGGACUGGGGAGAUUCAAGAUGGCGUGACUGAGUGAAAGCUUAAAUUGUAUAUUGUAUUAAGAUUGAAUAAAAUCGUUGAGUUCGAGAAUAUUAUAGUCGGUUACCCCCAUUUUUUAUUCCAGAAAACAUUUUCUUAUAGUGCAAUGCACUAUCUGACCAAUUUAAAAAAAAUUCUGUAAUGCAAAAAAAAAUUAUUUCGAAAAAUCAUGUUUAUAAAUUUUUUAAAAAUUUGGCAUUACAGAUUUUUUUUUAAAAUUGGUCAGAUAGUGCAUUGCACUAUAAGAAAAUGUUUUCGGAAAUAAAAAAUGGGGGUAACCGACCUUUUUAGUCGCUGGGGCACUCUGUGCCUCCAGCGACUAUAGGUUUCGGCUUCAUCGCGGAUUGUUGGUCACAAAAUGACCUACGUCAUUUUUUUGUCAAACAUUACGUCAUUACUUUCAGUCGCUGGAUUCAAGAUGGCCGCUUACUUGGGAGCGUAUUUGGAAAUAAUUUCAUCGAUUUUGUGCAUAUUUUCUUCAAUUUUCGAUGAAACUUAAUAGUUUUCCUAUCAACCAGACUUUAUAAACCAAAGGUCAUCUUAUGAGUAAACUUGGAAGGCUGGAAGCCUGAAAUAGACGACAAAAGUUGACAAUUUUCACAAAAUUUGGAACUUCGUAAAUUGCAACAAUAAUAUUCGCAAGAUGCUGUUUAUUUGGAUGUAAAUAGAAUCUGCUUAAUGGGACAAGGGUUUAAUAGAGCUACUUGCCUUGCUGGCAAAUGAUAUUUUAAUAGCUCUCAGGACAGCUGUUCUCUCACAAUAGGUAUUGUACAAAUCAAACACACAGAACUUAUUAAUUUGUGUAAUAGAUAAAUUUGGCAAAGUUAGUUACAUUGUUGCUAUGCAAUUCACAACUUUAAAUAUUCAUGCCUAGUUAGUGUUCUACAGUAGUUCACACAUAAAAUAGAACAGAAGUAACUAUUAAAGCAUUUGAUAAGCCCUAUACACUCUAAAAGUCAUUCUUUUCAUUCAUGUAGCUCGAUAUAAAUUCUAAACAAAUUCUAGACAAAUUUGUUUAUCGUCUAUAGUCGGGGGACUUGUUUGUUGAACUUUGUUUUAAUUGUUCCUUGAAUCCCAUUUUUUACAAAAACAAUUUCAUUAUAUGAACACACAAACUUAAACAAAUAGCAGCAAUCUCAAUCACUGGCAUGCAGCGUAAUAUGCAAUAGCCCCAGCGACUAACGCUCAGUUGAGCGUCUUGUUUAAAGUAAAAUGCGUUCAAAGCCAAAAUAUCGGCCAUCUUGAAUCGUCAUUGUUGCCAUAGCAACAGUGGUGACGUCACUUUUUCUGACUAAUUUUCGACUGUUUGAUUGUCGCUGUAUAUAUAAUAUACAAAUUUCGAUUUGUAAAGAGCAUCAUCUCUUCAAAAAGGUGAUCUAGUUUACGCAUUUUCAACAUUUCUAUAAACUGUAGCGAGCCACCUUAAUUGAUGUAGCGAGGCACAAAACAGCUUUCUUUGCAAAACUAUAUGUUGUGAUCAAGGUGAGAGUUUUCAUCCCACGCUGUGUAAUAACCUAGCUGAAAUUGUUUCACGAUUACUAGGCAGCACGUUUCAGUCCGGGCUGAGUUAAAUUUCAGCACAAUAACCUCAGCCACAGUUAAUUUCGAAUUACACUGCAAGUCUGAUGAUGUUUUUGAGAGACAUUAGGGCCAUUUAUACCAGCGAGCAUAAGCCGCGGCUUAAUUAAAUAAGUCGCGGCGGAACAGUGCGAUUAUACGGUGUUGCUUGUUUGCAAUCGACGCCAUCUUCGUUGUUUUUUCGUGCCAACUAAAAAUCUAUAUUCUUCAUUCUUUGUCGUAAUGUGCCAGAAAUCGUAAACAAUCCAUAAUACAGUAAGAUAUUUUCAAAACAAACCAAAAAUAUUAAAGUAACUCAACUAUUUCGAUGUAAACGGCUGGACAAAAUUUUAUAAUCGACCAAGAUGACGCCCAAUGACACGUAGUGACGUCAUAUACACGCAAAGAAUUGUACAUGCUAAAAAUUAUAUCGUGAUUAGGGGCGGACCAUUAGAAAAGUGAUGGGGGUUGCGUCGGUUAUUUUUAUAAUCCCUUGCUCGAAUUUUAUUUUUUUCCCCCAAAAUUGCUGGCCAGCGGGGGCGGGGGGGGGGGAGGGGGUGAAAAUUUUUUUUCCGGGCUCAAAAAAGUUUGCAGGACAAGGAAAAAUAGGGUCAAAAAACUUUUUUUCGGACUAACAUCAUUUCAAUUAAGGUUUAAAACACAUUUUCCCCGAAAAAACUUCUUAAAACACGAUUAAAACGCUUAUUUUCGAAAUUUCGGGGACACCCUUACACUGUACCUCCGAUAGGCCCUGUAAUUUCCCUAUUGAAAAGUCUCUGCACGAAUUUUUUUUUCAGACAUUUCUAAUGCACGAUUUUUUUCUUUCUUUCUAUUUUCCCUGCUUGAAUUUUAUUUUUGUCCCCCCCCCCAUCACUUUUCUAAUGGUCCGCCCCUUUGGCAUAUUGUAAACACUGGACUGGACUUUGGACUAUGGCCUUUGGAAUUUGCACUUUGAAAUUAUAUUAUUUUACGAUUUUCGUAUAAUUAUAUUAAACUUAAACAGAGACCGAAAAUUUGCUGCUGAAAAGCGUGCUACACUGCCUGCAUAUGCAUGAUAUAAUAUACCAGGUUAAAAAUACUACCAGUUACACAGGUAUACCAAUGCAAUUUCAUAGAUAUAUAGCAGCGGCGGCGGAACAGAUUUCAUUCUGGGGGGGCUACAUUUUUUUCCGUUACCCUCCCCCCCCCGUCGCCAAAACAUUUUCGGUCAGUGUACCAUUUUAGGGGUACAAAAAUUUUUCCGGACAUAUACAAGAAAAGGGAUGAUAAAACAAAAAAAUUUUCCGGAAAUACACAAUUUUUAAACAAGACAUUUUUCCCCUUAUACCUAAAUUUUUAAAAAAACCCUAAAUUUUUCCUUAAUUAUCAAAUUGUUUUCAGAAAAAACUAAAUUUUCUGGAGGGCUAAGCCCCCCCCCCCACUAUUACUUCCGGGGGGGUUUUAGCCCCCCUAGUCGCCCCCCCCGGUUCCGCCGCCCCUGAUAUAUAGCCUGUAUAGGAUAGCAGGAUUAUCUAAUAUUUUUGGAUUAUCUAAAUUUUAUUAUAACAUGUACAUUUGUAUUUAUAGUAUGUAUGGUACUUAAUAAUUAUUAUACUUUAUACUGCAGAACUUCUACUUUAUCAUAUAGAUGAUAGAUUUAUACGGAAACAAUUGUGACAAAAGUAUCUAUAUAGUCUAAAAGUAUCUAUCGGCAAAUACAAAAUAUUUAGAAACUAUAAACUACAAGUGAUUAUUAUUGCGCCUAUUGUAUUAUGUAUCUAUCGUUCAUCCUUGCAUAAUAGUUUAUACCAUUGCUGUAUUGUGUAACUGUUUACUUAUUUUUGAAAGGCAUUCUUUAGCUACAUUAAUGAGGUUUAUCAUCUCAUUAUCUAUUGUCUUAAUUGCACUCGACGCGAGUCACGCGACCAAAAUUCGACAUAUAAAACUGACGUGGGCUUUAGGGGCUUAAGUGUUAUAGUAAAUGGACAGGAACUAUUCGAACAUCAUUUUCAGUUUGUCCUUAUAUUAUGCAUUUCAUGUAAUGAUUCGUUCAUUAUUUUCUAGACCUUAAUGAAUGUGUACUCGGAACUCAUGGUUGUAGUGUGAAUGGUUUCUGUACAAACACUUCUGGAUCUUACACGUGUCAAUGUAACCCGGGCUACACUGGAAACGGAUUUACUUGCAUAGGUAAGCUAUAAAACAAUUUUCUAUCUUAGCUUAUCAUUUUUAUUAAAAGAAGUCUCUAUUAUCAUGCAUGUAAGUAUAGCGAUUUAACUCAGUACUAAAAAAGACAUUGUAGGCGAUUGUAGUUUAAAAUGAGUGUUACAAGUGAUCUUAUUUUUGAAAGGCAUUCUUCAGCGAUAUUAAUGAGGUUUAUCAUCUCAUUAUCUACAGUGUGUAUAAAAAAGACCUGAACCCUUUCAAAUUCAAAUUAGCUAUAACGUAUUGUAGUAAUUUGACAGCUCGAAUUGCUUUGAAUUAAUGGUUGGGUAAGAACACAAGGUACUUGUACUCAUGGGACGAAACUCAAAGAAAUAAAAAUUAGAAAAUUUAAUAGUUUUUAAGAGUUUUGUCCCAUGAGUACAAGACCUUAAUGUGUUCUUACCCAACCAUUUACUCAAAGCAAUUAGAGCUGUCAAAUUACUACAAUACGUUAUAGCUAAUUUGAAUUUGAAAGGGUUCAGUUUUUUUUAUACACCCUGUAUUGUCUUAAUUGCAUUCGACGCGAGUCACGCGACCAAAAUUCGACAUAUAAAACUGCCGCGGGCUUUAGGGGCUUAAGUGUUAUAGUAGACCCAUCCACAAAAAGGGGGAUAAAGAUCAUGUAGAAAAUUAUCGGCCAAUUUCUCUUCUCCCACUUGUCUCCGAAGUCUUAGAUCGUUGCGUAUUCAUUAGUAUCAAAGAACAUGCUUUCAGUCAAAUAAAUUCUUGCCAACAUGGCUUCAUUUCCGGAAAAUCAUGCGUGACACAACUAAUUGAAGUUUUAGAUACCAUUGGCAGCCAAUUAGAUCUCGGAAAGCAGAUUGAUGUGAUCUACCUGGCUAUGUCAAAGGCAUUUGAUAAGGUUAGUCACGUACGUCUUCUACAUUCUCUCAGAGAAUUUGGAUUCGGAGGAAAUCUCUUAAUGUGGUUUAAUUCUUACUUGAAAAAUCGCCGACAACAAACUACUGUUCUCGGUGCAACAUCGACAGCACUACCAGUGAUAUCCGGAGUACCACAAGGUUCCAUUCUUGGCCCGCUACUUUUCCUCUUAUAUACCAAUGACCUAUCUUCUUCCAUCGUGAAUUCGAACGUAGCAGCUUUCGCUGAUGACAGUAAGAUUUUUAAAGUGAUUAACUCCAGUACCGAUGCAAUGAUAUUACAAAAUGAUCUUCUCAACUCUAAUUCCUCCUCAUCCAAUGCUGGUGCGCAUCUUGACACAUCAAAAUGUAAAACCCUCCAGGUCACCAGGAAACACAACAAAAAAGAUUUCCCUUAUCAACUACAAGAUACCACAUGCACUAGAAAAGACUGAUGCGAACUCGGUUUAGGUGUAUGGACGAAUUAUGAUCUCACUUGGUCAAAGCAAGUUACACAACAAAGUAACAAAGCUAAUAAAAUGCUGGGUUAUAUUCGAAGAUCAACUUUCAAUAUUCGCGAGUUUGCAAUUCGACGAACACUGUACCUUUCUCUGGUUCACUCACACUUAGGAUAUGCCACCCAAUAUGGGCGCCCCAAACAGUUGAGUUGGUGAAAAGAGUAGAACGAGGUCAGAGGCGUACAACUAAAUAUAUUUUAAAUGUUCCCUUUAUUUGUGAUACUCCUUGCAACCAGUUUGCUCCCUCUCAGCUACUGGCACGAAUACCUGGACGUAGUAUUCUUCUAUAAGGCAUGCAAAUCACGACAUUUUUAAUAUUGAUAAAAAAAUUCGUCCAUUUCCUCAACCUCAGGGUCAAAGACAGACAAGAUCAUUUAAUCCCAACUCGCACAAAUAUAAAAUUCCGACAUACAAGACGUCUACCUAUGAAAAAUCUUACAAAAUCCGAACAUCAAGAAUAUGGAACACACCACCUAAUCAUAUUACAUCCAAAGACCGAACAUUUUCAGAAUUCAAGAAUCUUCUUCUUAAGUACUAUAUUUUAGCAUUAGAAAAUACAUCCGUUGUUGAGGAUCCCCGGACAUGGAAAAGUGUGUGUAUAAAAUGUAAUUCCGCUCGAAGUUUAAUGAACUUUCCAUUGACAUGCCGCUUUUAGACAAAUGUAAUGACUGUUGUUCAAGUAUUGUUUAUUGUGUGUGUUUAGUAUACCUUGCAAAUUAUUUCUGUAUAACUAUUGGGGCCGCUGUAAUUGGCAAUAGCUGUUGUGGUUUCCCAGCCAACGAAUGUAUAAGUAUGAUGGCAAAGUAAAUAAAUAAAUAAAUAAAUAAAUAAAUAAAUAAAUAAAUAAAUAAAUAAAUAAAUAAAUAAAUAAAUAAAUAAAUAAAUAAAUAAAUAAAUAAAUAAAUAAAUAAAUAAAUAAAUAAAUAAAGAGAUGGACAGGAAUAUUCGAACAUCAUUUUCAGUUUGUGCUUAUAUGCAUUUCAUGUAAUGAUUCGUUCAUUAUUUUCUAGACCUUAAUGAAUGUGUACUUGGAACUCAUGGUUGUAGUGUGAAUGGUUUCUGUACAAACACUUUUGGAUCUUACACGUGUCAAUGUAACCCGGGCUACACUGGAAACGGAUUUACUUGCACAGGUAGGCUAUUAUACAAUUUUCUAUCUUAUCAUUUUUAUUAAAAGAAGCCUCUAUUAUCAUGCAAGUAAGUAUAGCGAUUUAACUCAGUACUAAAAAAGACAUUGUAGGCGAUUGUAGUUUAAAAUGAGUGUUACAAGUGAUCUUAUUUUUGAAAGGCAUUCUUCAGCGAUAUUAAUGAGGUUUAUCAUCUCAUUAUCUACAGUGUGUAUAAAAAAAACUGAACCCUUUCAAAUUCAAAUUAACUAUAACGUAUUGUAGUAAUUUGACAGCUCUAAUUGCUUUGAAUUAAUGGUUGGGCAAAAACACAAGGUCUUGUACUCAUGGGACGAAACUCAAAGAAAUAAAAAUUAGAAAAUUUAAAAGUUUUUAAGAGUUUUGUCCCAUGGGUACAAAACCUUGUGUUCUUACCCAACCAUUAACUCAAAGCAAUUAGAGCUGUCAAAGUACUACAAUACGUUAUAGCUAAUUUGAAUUUGAAAGGGUUCAGUUUUUUUUAUACACCCUGUAUUGUCUUAAUUGCAUUCGACGCGAGUCACGCGACCAAAAUUCGACAUAUAAAACUGCCGCGGGCUUUAGGGGCUUAAGUGUUAUAGUAGACCCAUCCACAAAAAGGGGGAUAAAGAUUAUGUAGAAAACUAUCGGCCAAUUUCUCUUCUCUCACUUGUCUCCAAAGUCUUAGAGCGUUGCGUAUUCAUAAGUAUCAAAGAACAUGCUUUCAGUCAAAUAAAUUCUUGCCAACAUGGCUUCAUUUCCGGAAAAUCAUGCGUGACACAACUAAUUGAAGUUUUAGAUACCAUUGGCAGCCAAUUAGAUCUCGGAAAGCAGAUUGAUGUGAUCUACCUGGAUAUGUCAAAAGCAUUUGAUAAGGUUGGUCACGUACGUCUUCUACAUUCUCUCAGAGAAUUUGGAUUCGGAGGAAAUCUCUUAAUGUGGUUUAAUUCUUACUUGAAAAAUCGCCGACAACAAACUACUGUUCUCAGUGCAACAUCGACAGCACUACCAGUGAUAUCUGGAGUACCACAAGGUUUCAUUCUUGGCCCGCUACUUUUCCUCUUAUAUACCAAUGAUCUAUCUUCUUCCAUCGUGAAUUCGAACGUAGCAGCUUUCGCUGAUGACACUAAGAUUUUUAAAGUGAUUAAUAACUUCAGUACCGAUGCAAUGUUAUUACAAAAUGAUCUUCUCUACUUUAAUUCCUCCUCAUCCAAUGCUGGUGCGCAUCUUAACGCAUCAAAAUGUAAAACCCUCCAGGUCACCAGGAAAUACAACAAAAAAGAUUUCCUUUAUCAACUACAAGAUACCACACUAGAAAAGACUGAUUGCGAACUCGAUUUAGGUGUAUGGACGAAUUAUGAUCUCACUUGGUCAAAGCAAGUUAUACAACAAAGUAACAAAGCUAAUAAAAUGCUGGGUUAUAUUCGAAGAUCAACUUUCAAUAUUCGCGAGUUUGCAAUUCGACGAACACUGUACCUUUCUCUGGUUCACUCACACUUAGGAUAUGCCACCCAAUAUGGGCGCCCCAAACAGUUGAGUUGGUGAAAAGAGUAGAACGAGGUCAGAGGCGUACAACUAAAUAUAUUUUAAAUGUUCCCUUUAUUUGUGAUACUCCUUGCAACCAGUUUGCUCCCUCUCGGCUACUGGCACGAAUACCUGGACGUAGUAUUCUUCUAUAAGGCAAAUCACGACAUUUUUAAUAUUGAUAAAAAAAUUCGUCCAUUUCCUCAACCUCAGGGUCAAAGACAGACAAGAUCAUUUAAUCCCAACUCGCACAAAUAUAAAAUUCCGACAUACAAGACGUCAACCUAUGAAAAAUCUUACAAAAUCCGAACAUCAAGAAUAUGGAACACAGCACCUAAUCAUAUUACAUCCAAAGACCGAACAUUUUCAGAAUUCAAGAAUCUUCUUUUUAAGUACUAUAUUUUAGCAUUAGAAAAUACAUCCAAUGUUGAGGAUCCCCGGACAUGGAAAAGUGUGUGUAUAAAAUGUAAUUCCGCUCGAAGUUUAAUGAACUUUCCAUUGACAUGCCGCUUUUAGACAAAUGUAAUGACUGUUGUUCAAGUAUUGUUUAUUGUGUGUGUUUAGUAUACCUUGUAAACUAGGGUACCUGCAGGUAGGGAUUGCUGCGGGCAUUAAAAGCAUGCAAAUAGAACUACAGUAAAUAGCACAGAUUAUAUAUCAAGCACAGUUAUUACUCGCAGCGACUAGUGAGCUGUGAGCUUAAUGCCUUAACCGAGUAAGGAAUCGAUUCUUACCAUGAGUGGAACUGAGAAAUCGAAAUAGCAUGCAAUAUAUAUUUAAAGUAGCCAAGACCAGGGGUUAAAAGGCAAUCACAGGUGACAGAUAUUAAACAUGUGCGUUUCAUUGACAUCAGGUAAAUUAAUUAUAUAACACAAGUUGUUGCUAUCAGAUUUCAUAUCAAGUGUGUUUACUGCUAGGCGCAUUUACCACAUUAUAUAGCCUACAUACACAGAUUUAUUACACUAAGAAAUCAAAACUUGAUAAGAAUAUAGAACUGACAGUGGCCAAAGUCAAUGCAUUGAGUGAACAACGCACGAAUCAAUGCAAAAAGAACGAUUAAAUUAGAACACCGAAUCGUUUUGAAAACUUGUGCUAUUAGCCGGACUGCCGAAGCGAAGGCCUUUCAAUACAUGUGCUUCCACGUAUACUUGAAACAUCACUUGAUGCAAAAUAUGGAAAUCAGCAAGAGAAAGCAAAAGCGAAUGGAUAGAAAAACAUUUAAAAUACAUUUCUAUGUAAGACUUCCAUGCUUUACAGCACUAACAGCUCAAGCAUAGUCGAAUAGUCGAUGGCACAUUGGCCGAAAAUAUAGUUUAUAGGCUAUACAAGUGUACGGAAGGCGAAUAUAAAUAGCAAGAAAACAAUGAAGUGAAUACAAUCGACAAAAGGUUACCUUUCGAGAGAACAAGUCUUCUUGAGAAAAACGAAAAACUUUAUACCACUGCGGCGAAACUCAAGUGUGAGAAAUUAGAGUCAGGCAGUCAGCUUCCACGUGCCAACGACUGUAUAAUAUUUAAGUUUACUGCGCAUCUACUGCGCGCGACCACAAUUCCUUGCGUUUAGAAAAAUUGAGAAAUCUUGCCCCUCUACACAAAUUAGGUCUGCUGCGUCGCUCGCUCGCUUCAGGCUCGCUCGCUUCCGCAGCAAUUAUUUCUGUAUAACUAUUGGGGCCGCUGUAAUUGGCAAUAGCUGUUGUGGUUUCCCAGCCAAUGAAUGUAUAAGUAUGAUGGUAAAGUAAAUAAAUAAAUAAACAGAUGGACAGGAAUAUUCGAACAUCAUUUUCAGUUUGUCCUUAUAUGCAUUUCAUGUAAUGAUUCGUUCAUUAUUUUGUAGACCUUAAUGAAUGUGUACUCGGAACUCAUGGUUGUAGUGUGAAUGGUUUCUGUAUAAACACUUUUGGAUCUUACACGUGUCAAUGUAACCCGGGCUACACUGGAAACGGAUUUACUUGCAUAGGUAGGCUAUUAUACAAUUUUCUAUCUUAUCAUUUUCAUUAAAAGAAGCCUCUAUUAUCAUGCAAGUAAGUAUAGCGAUUUAACUCAGUACAAAAUAAGACAUUGCAAGUGAUCACUUAUUAUUAUUAAUAUUAAUUAAUUUUAAAUUUGUAAGCUAUCCAAAUGUAUAUACAUAUGUUUGAAAGUUAUUCAUGAAUAACUUUCAAACAUAUGUAUACAUUUGGAUAGCUUACAAAUUUAAAAUUAAUAAUACCGCCAAUUAAUGCACCAUACAUUCUUAUUUUGUAAUUAGUACAUGCUAUGAGAGUUUUCGUGUUCACUAUGGCUGAAUACAUAUAUGAAAAGCUAAACGAAGUGGCUAAUUCGUACUGCCACAGCACGCCGAGUUUGAUUUGUUAUUCGUUGAGAAACUAUGAACUACUAGAAAUACAUGCAUGCAACAACCCCUCGCCUAUAUUUUCAAACAUUGUUUCAACAUGAAGUAUCCAUAAUUACGCCAACAUGGUGACACGAAUCACGAUUUUUUAAAUUUUUGUGCAACGCUGCAAAAAAUAGAUGAAACGUGAACACUUUUUAAACACAGAACUAUCAAUUUCUAAAAUAUAUAAAGUAGGUAUAUUAUUUUGGUUUUCAUGGGCUUUAUUUUAAUAUAAAAUUCAGAACGAAACUCUACGUAAAACGUUUUUAAAUAUGAAUUGAAAUCAGCUGCUUUUUGCCGACAUUUAUAUAAACUCUUCAACUCAAGCUUCUACCGUAUUACUCGCACUUUGAAAGGAAAUAAAUUUAAUUCGUACAGGACGCUAAUGAAAAUAAUUUGCUUUCUUUUUUAUAAUGAACUUCUACAAAGGUUAAUUUAACUAAGAAACGUUCGCAAACAAUGCAUAGGAAAUACUUGAACAUCAAGAACAAAGUCCACAUUAAUACAAAGUCAUGCAUAAACAAUUGAAACUAACUUUCCCAAUACUUUAGGAUUUCUCAUACUAAAUCAAUUCUUAUAAAUGUUUACGUUUAUUAAAAAAUGGUUAAAAGUUUUACAAUUUGUUAUGUGAAACGACAUGCAUUUUUUAUAUUUGUUUCCUCUUCACUCCUGGCAAACAGCCAUAUUUUGAGAUCAGUGGGAUGACCACCCACCGAACCACUCACGGUAACCCACGCGCGCAAUCAUUGAUGAACUUUAGACUUCGCUAAUGCUUUCGUUUCCCCGGGUGAAAAUAGCCGGGCGGAAUUAGUACCCUCGCUCCGGGCUUACGCACGGAACGGCGCUCCGCGCUGUUGGCUCGGGGACAAGCGAUUACUAUUGCGCCUGUUGUAUCAUGCUGAUCUAUUUGUUAAUUGUUCAUCUUUGCAUAAUAGUUUAUACCCAUUCAGCGCCUGCCUAAAUAGGCUGUGUUUACAAUGUAUUUUGUGUCUGUCUUAGCUUUCGAAGUGGCUAUUCGUACUGGAUUAUGUCACCCUAUGUCAUUCUUACAUUUCGUAAUGUAGUAUAAAAUAGUUUUUUGCAACAGCUUUCAGCGAGCUUGCUGGUAGCGUAUUCGGCAAAGGCGUUGCGUGCGUGGGAAGCGGAAACGAGGUCGGGCCCGGUUUAGUUUUAGCCGUCGGCCGUUUGAAAAGGGUUUGAGGUUGGGGUCAGUUUAUCUUAAAUAUUCCAACUGCAGUACAUGCAAUUGUUUCUUUAAAUUUAUUAUCUAUAUGAUAAAGAAGAAGUUCUGUACUUGACUGCAGCCGGUAUAAACUGUAAUAAUUAUUAAGUACUAUAAAUACUAUAAAUACAAAUAUUAUUAUAAAAUUUAGAUAAUCCAAAAAAUAUUAGAUAAUCCUGCUAUCCUACAGGCUAUAUAUCUAUCAAAUUGCACUGGUAUACCUGUAUAAUUACUGACCCUCAUCAAACCUAUUGUUUUCGGCUGGAAGACUACGUUACUGCUUGUCAGGUCGACUGUAUGACAAUGAACCUAUACAACGUUGCACUAGACAUUUGUAAGGACAUGCAUUUAGUUUACAUGCGUUCUAGUUUACAUAUUAUCAUUAAUGAUAUAGUCAAUUCAAAGAGCGUAUUAAACUGGAUAAACACGGGAAUAGAACUUAUGGUGUGUUUUGCACAUGCGUAUGUCUAGGAUAAAAUCCCACAAGCGCAAACGAAACUAUUGCUCUAUAAAAUUGAACUGAAAGGACUCAGAGCGGCCGUUUUGGCAGUGCUUCAGGCACCCGCCGAAUCUAGUUUAAUUGGAUCAACAAUACAAUCAAGACAGACAAGAAGGAGAAGAGAAGAACAGACAAAGUCGCAGUGGAGGAAGAACAAGAAGAGUUGGUGGAGCAAGUAGUUACGCAGUGGAGUGAAGCAGCAGUUGAGGAAGUGACGGAUGGUGAGGCAACGAUUAACAUAGCAACGAUUGGUCAGGCAGCCGCGAUGGAUUUUGCUGCAGCUGUUCGUGUCAAUGGUGGGGAGCAGCCAAGGGUUCAUCCUAUUCGCCAGGGUGAGCCGAGGCUGCGUCGUCCAAAUACGAUUGUAUUGCAUACAAACCAUUUGGAGGGUUUGUCCGUAAAGGAUGUCAUUCAAGCAAUUGUUAAUGUUGUUGGUGUGGAUGUUGUUAAAGCUGUGCAGUCAAUGCCCUAUGGUCGAUAUAGGGUCACAUUUCGUACUAAUGAAGCUAAACUGGCUUUCUUAUCUCAGCCUUUUAACAUUAAGAAUGUGGAAAUCAAAUUGAGAACCCAAUUGUGGAGGUGAAAGUGUUGUACGUUCCUAGUGAAGUGCCCAAUAAAGUCGUUGCGGAGUUUCUUGGUAAUCAUGGGAAGGUAGAGACGAUAACACACGAAAUGACGACGGAGCAUGGCUUCCCCACGAUUGAAACGGGAACAAGAGUCGCCAAGAUGACUGACAUUAAAACCGAUAUCCCACGAAAGUCAAGAAUUGGACACUUCCCCGUGGAAAUAAGACAUAAAGGUCAACUCCCUCAAUGUUUUCGUUGCCGUUUAUUGGGCCAUCGUGCGAAUGAGUGUCCGAAUGAUGUAGUUUGUUUUAAGUGUGGUUUGUCUGGACAUAUUCGUGAUAAGUGUUUCAAAUGUUUUCGCUGUGGCAAGUUUGGUCACGUCCGAGAGAACUGCCCUGAGUUGCAACACCCACGCGUACCGCCCGCUUCUGCUGAUGGUAAUUCCACCGCCCGGGUCGCUGACACGGUGGCACCAGUAACCGUCGAAUUAAUGGAAACAGAUCGCCGUAACGUGAACUUAGUAGCCCAAAAAGGGCAGUCUCACAGUUCCGCCCCAGUUAUGUCACACCCUGAGUCUCAGGAUCCCUCCACGUCGCAGAUCCCUUCAGAGUCCCAGGUCUCUCCUGUGUCCCAGGCCUGCCCCGUGUCCCAUGUCUCCCCCGUGUCCCAGGAUGCCACUCAGUCCCAACAGCCCAAUGCAUUAUUAAAUCGUGAGUCCCAUGAACUCAACCUGUCCAGUUUACAGGAUGAAGGACGUAUGGAUUUAGAUGCGGAACCGCUGAAGCGGGGACCGGAUGGCAGUACGUGGACAGAGGUACGGAAGAAACCUAAACCUAAGUGA
Paramuricea clavata is the source of this 20064-nucleotide messenger RNA. NCBI's taxonomy places the organism in Eukaryota, Metazoa, Cnidaria, Anthozoa, Malacalcyonacea, Plexauridae. The record is from the annotation of a GenBank genome assembly.